Rhincodon typus (whale shark) is the source of this 3052-nucleotide messenger RNA. Its product is annotated as ubiquitin carboxyl-terminal hydrolase 19. The transcript has 14 exons. NCBI's taxonomy places the organism in Eukaryota, Metazoa, Chordata, Chondrichthyes, Orectolobiformes, Rhincodontidae. Bases 635 to 3052 code for a protein of 805 amino acids. The record is from RefSeq and is a predicted model, not a curated record.
GUGACGCGACCGCGGCCUGGCGCCGGUGAGGUAUUUCCCGUCACCGGAAGUUCAGGAUUGUCCGCCGCUGCACCAGCCCCGAGGCCCCGGCUUCGGGGAAGUACAACAGGCCGAGGCCCCGGCUCUCGGGUAUACAACGACAGGCCGUGGCCUCAGCUCCAGGGAAGAAGGAAAGGCCCAGGCCCCGGUCCCAGCUCUGGGGAAGAGGGAAAGGCACAGGUCCCGGGGGAGAACGACAGGCUGAGGCCCCUGCUGCGGAGAGAAGUUUGGAAUUGAGUCCGGCCCGGAUGACUCGGGAACGCCGUUAAGCCGCAGGGAGAGUAGCUGAGGGCUGGCAACAGCUCCAAGAAUUGGGGAGCCCCGAGCUGGAGAUUGGUGAGAGUUUUAAUCUGCCACGUCCAUGUCUAAUAUGCUUCAUUGGUGCUGUUUUAUGAAUAGCAGAUUCUGGAGCCUGAGCCAUAAUUGAACUGCUGACUGAGUCUGACUUGCUGUGUCCAGGCCAGUCUUUCAUUAUCCAAGAGCUCAUCCAGUCAGAGCCGCCAAAAUAGCUGGGCCAGGCAAGAAGCGACGAAAUCCUGAGCCAGACCCCAUUAGUGACGCAAGCAGAGCUCCCGUGUUGGCCAAGAAACUGAAAAUGGCCAGCACGGCUGAGAACAGGAAGAAACUGGGUUGGAAUCAGGAGGAAACCACAAACAAGAAAAAACUGAAGGACAAAGUCAACCAAGAGAACAAGGAUGGGAAGACUACUGUCGGUAGUGAGCCUAAGAAAGAUUUGCCAAGCAAUGAGGAUGCAUUGCAAGGGAUAGACAGUAACGAGCUGUUCAUCGACUGGAAACAGAAUGCAGAUGAAGUCAUAGUGAAGCUGAAGUCAGGAGAGGGGAACCUGAAAGUUGAUGAGGUUGAUGCAGCUUUCACAGACACUGACUGUGUGGUUACACUGCCAGAUGGAUGCCGGUGGAGUUGUCACUUCUAUGAAGAGAUUGAGAGUUCAUGCAGCAAACUGCAAUACAAGGAGAAGGGGAACUUCCUCCAGCUCAUCAUGCCAAAGAAGAUCCCUCUGCGCACAUGGCCAUCCCUCAUGAAGAAGGGUAAAGAACAGACUGCGGUGAUUCUGCCCAGAAAUACUGGGAAGGAGAAGACUUUGUUAAGCGAAGAAGUCACUGAAGAGGUGAAACCAGGAGAAUCUUCGGACAGCACUGAGAAGAGGAAAACAAAAGCUGAGCGCAGGCUGAAACGUCCAAUCAAUGUGAAAGUGUCGGGAAAGAUGGAAUCGCCUCCUGAACCUGGGGUGAAGCGUACCAUCCAGUGCAAAGAUCCAGACAACACUCCAGUCAUCCCUGAACCAGUUCCAACACAAACUGUUUUAGUGAAGCCCCCAGAAGGAGUGGAUGCUGCUUUUCUUGAGAAGGACAUAACAUCUGCAGUAUGUCCAAAAAGCCUUGCAAGUGAACUGCGUACCAGUGAUGCUGAUGGAGGUCUGACUGAUCCUUUGGUUGAGAAUAAAGUGAAGAGAAAUGGUCGUGGUCCCCAGGGAGACUGGCACAUGGAGGAUAAAAGUGGUAUGGCAAAUACUGUCCGAGCUUCGGCUGAAAAAGCUGAGAUCGAUGUGACUGAGAAAGAGAAACUACUGCCCAAGAACCAGGAUGUCAAUACGGUAACAGAUGGCUUUCUCUGUGAAGCUAUGGCAAAGUCUUCAAAUGUAGGUGUUCCUAUGGAACAGAUAGUCAGCGCAGCAGAGUUUGAAACUCGGGAACCUGCUGGAGACAGACUUGGGCUUUCUGAAAUAGCAUUGGAGGAACCUCUGGCUCAGAGUCCUUCUCUGCACAGGAACUUGGUUGCAACAUCUUUUGGGAAGCAGACAAACUCUGAACAAAUAACUGGGGAAACGCUCCCAAUGGAAAGACCUCUGGAGGAUGCUGCAGUACUGCCUAGCUCAGCUGUGGGGAAUACCAGUCAGAAAAAGGAGGAUGCCAAGGAUCAAGUUGAAGUUCCAGAUAGUUAUGUGAAUCUGAGCUUUGUUAAGUAUGACUCCUAUGAGAAAGGCACAGAUGCUAUGGUGGUGCAUGUGUAUGUGAAGGAGAUCUGCAAAUCUGUAUCCAAGGUGCUUUUCCGAGAACAGGAUUUCACACUCAUUUUUCAAACAAGCCAUGAGCCAUUUCUGCGUAUCCAUCCUGACUGUGGACCAAACACAAUCUUCAAAUGGCAGGUUAAAGUUCGGACUUGUCAAAUGAACCAUUGGUCAGAUCAUAAAAACCAGUGCAGAGCAGAGAAUAUUGGUUGUCCCUUUAUAAUCAGCGUUCCCGAGUCCCGGCUCACGUAUUCCAGACUCUCUCAGCUGCUGGAGGGAUACUCAAGGUAUUCAGUAAACGUGUUCCAGCCCCCAUUCCAGCCAGGCCGGAUCUCACCAGACCCACCACCUUGUAAAAUGGAGAAUGUACAGCCCAGCCCCGGAACGACUACCAGCUCAGAGAUUGGCGAUGGAAAGAUACCGUUGGAGAUUCAGGAGAGAGAUUUCAGGCCUGUGCACCGUACUCAUUUAACCAGCUCCGUUUCUGAGCCCCUGCUGGCUUCUGCUUUCUCAAAGGGCAUGAGUAUGCCAGGUAGAGACAAAGAUUCCAUUCACAGCUACGACUCUGGAUUCUCAGAAAUGCGACCACUGUCCCAAGAAGAUACUGGAUGUGAGAAGGAAACCGCUUAUGAGAAAGCUCCAAAGCCUGAAGCUGCAAUCCCUGGUUACCAGCAGCCAGUUGAGUCUGUGCGCUUCCACACGCCACAGUUUUACAUCAAAAUUAUUGAUGCUUCAAACAAAGAGCAGAAAAUGGAAGAUAAAGGUGAUGCUCCAUUGGAGCUGCCAGACAGUGUCACUCUGGCAAUGGUAUGGAAAAACAAUGAGCGACAGAAGGAGUAUGUGCUAGUGGAAUCCAAGGAGUUGGAGUAUAUUGAAGAUCCCAGUUCAGCCAAUGAGGCGGCCAGAGCUGGCUACUUCACACUGGAACAGUGCCUAAAUCUUUUCACCAAACCUGAGGUGCUGGCGCCUGAGGAAGCUUGGUAA